Molecule: messenger RNA, 6668 nt
Organism: Raphanus sativus (radish)
Lineage: Eukaryota; Viridiplantae; Streptophyta; Magnoliopsida; Brassicales; Brassicaceae
Product: protein PHOTOPERIOD-INDEPENDENT EARLY FLOWERING 1
Exons: 20
Coding region: 387-6494 (2035 amino acids)
Cellular component (GO): Swr1 complex
Molecular function (GO): ATP binding; ATP-dependent chromatin remodeler activity; ATP hydrolysis activity
Source: RefSeq, a predicted model, not a curated record
UUCCUUCAUCUAUCCGCGCCGCGCGUUCUCUCUCCUCUUCUCCUCUCCAUUUUUAGACCUUUUCGUAAAAAAAUCUUCUAUUUUCUUUUCCGUUGUCGAUCUCUCAAAUCACAUCACCGUAACGAAGUGAAGAGAUUUGAUUCACAGAAAAAGAAAAAAAAGUCGUUCCCUUUCUAUCCAUCCGAGAAACUCUCUCUCUUUUUAACCUAGAUUAGUCGGUAACAUCAGCUGUAAAAUUCCAAGAUUCUGCAACCGCUUCUUUUUUUUUUACUGUGAUGAUUACAGUGACGCGACCUAUUAGUCACGGAUUCGUCGCGUGGAGUUUAUCGCCGCUGAUGUAGAAACCCUAGUUUCGUCACUAGUCGUCUUCUUUGGGUGGUUAGUAAAUGGGGUCGAGAGGUGGGAAGUCGAUACCUGAUUCAGCAAUGUCGUCCAAAGGCUCCAAAUCUAGACCUGAUAGCGACUCCAAACCUAAGCGACACAAGACGCUGGAAGCUCCUAAAGAGCCGCGUCGACCUAAAACUCACUGGGACCAUGUUAUAGAGGAGAUGAUUUGGCUGUCAAAGGAUUUUGAGUCGGAGAGGAAAUGGAAGCUGGCGCAGGCGAAGAAAGUUGCUUUGAGGGCCAGCAAAGGAAUGUUAGAUCAGGCUUCUAGGGAAGAAAGGAAGCUAAAGGAAGAAGAACAGAGACUAAGGAAAGUAGCCCUUAAUAUCUCUAAAGACGUUAAGAAGUUUUGGAUCAAAGUUGAGAAGCUGGUGCUGUACAAGCAUCAGCUAGUACGCAAUGAGAAAAAGAAGAAGGCUAUGGACAAGCAACUUGAGUUUCUGUUAGGCCAGACCGAGAGGUACUCAACUAUGUUGGCAGAAAAUUUGGUGGAGCCUUAUAAACACGGUCAGAACAACUCUCCGAAACCUAUUCUGGCUAUUGAAUCAAAAAGUGAUGAGGAAAGGGCAGAAGAGACACCUUCGGAGUUGAAUGCUUCUGCAGGUCUUGAAUCAGGAACUCUAGAUGUCGAUGAGGAUUAUGAUCUCAAUUCCGAGGAUGCGUCUGAAGAUGAUGAAGAUACUAUUGAGGAGGAUGAAAAGCACUUCACCAAACAGGAAAGGCAGGAAGAGUUGGAAGCUUUGCAAAAUGAAGUGGAUCUACCAGUUGAGGAGCUACUCAGACGUUAUACUGCUGGUAGAGUCAGCGGAGAAACCAGCCUAGAAAAGGAUGAAAAUGAAGCUAAUCUGGCAUCAGUAGGUGAAGAUCAUAUCGAGGAUGACAAAAACAAUCUUACAGCUUCUGAAGAAACUGAAGCGAGCCCAAGUGUUCGUCGUUCUAAUGAUAGCUUUGAUCAUUUAGCAGUAUCCGAGACCCAUUCACAUGACCACAAGCCAGGCCCAAAAACUACCUCUGUGGAGUCUGGAAAGGAAGAUCAGACCUAUGAUUUCAACGAUGAACAGGAGGAUGUUGACUUUGUUGCUGCCACUGGUGAGGAAAAGGAUGAUGAGACGACACUGUCCGUUGAAGAGGAACUGGCAAAAACAGAUAAUGUGGACCCCGUGGACGAGAUUGCCCUGCUGCAGAAGGAGAGUGAAAUGUCUAUUGAAGAAUUGCUUGCAAGGUAUAAGGAGGAUUUCGGUGGCAAGGAUUUAUCUGAAGAUGACUCUGGAUAUUCAUGUGCACUAUCUGAAGACACUGCAGUAGAGUCUCACAAUAUCAGGCAGCAAGCUGAUUCAGAUGACGAAAAUGUUAAAUCAGCCGAAUGUAAGCUAGCUUUACAGCCUUGCUCAGAAAAAGACGAAGGCACAUCCAAUGGAAUAAAAGAAGAUAAUGGUAAAGAUAGUAGUGACAAAAUUGCUGAUGCAGCAGCAGCAGCAAGAUCUGCACAGCCAACUGGAUUUACAUACUCUACAACAAAAGUUAGAACGAAGUUGCCCUUUCUUCUCAAGCAUUCUUUGCGUGAGUACCAACACAUUGGCUUAGACUGGCUUGUCACGAUGUAUGAGAAAAGGUUAAAUGGGAUUUUAGCUGAUGAAAUGGGUCUUGGAAAGACAAUCAUGACCAUCGCUCUUCUCGCGCAUCUUGCUUGUGAUAAGGGGAUAUGGGGUCCCCAUCUGAUUGUGGUUCCAACAAGUGUGAUGCUUAAUUGGGAAACUGAAUUUCUUAAAUGGUGUCCUGCAUUUAAAAUUCUCACUUAUUUUGGGAGUGCAAAGGAGCGGAAACUCAAGAGACAAGGAUGGAUGAAGCUGAACUCCUUCCAUGUAUGCAUUACAACCUAUAGGCUAGUUAUCCAGGACAGUAAGAUGUUCAAGCGCAAGAAGUGGAAGUACUUGAUUCUUGACGAAGCCCAUUUAAUUAAGAACUGGAAGUCUCAGAGAUGGCAGACUCUGUUAAACUUCAAUUCUAAACGAAGAAUUUUGUUGACUGGUACGCCGCUGCAGAAUGAUCUUAUGGAACUGUGGUCGCUGAUGCAUUUUCUGAUGCCACAUGUCUUUCAGUCCCACCAGGAAUUCAAAGAUUGGUUCUGUAACCCGAUAGCAGGGAUGGUGGAGGGCCAAGAUAAAAUCAACAGAGAAGUUAUUGAUCGCUUGCAUAAUGUCCUCCGUCCUUUCCUUCUACGGCGCCUAAAAAGAGAUGUAGAGAAACAACUUCCUCAGAAGCAUGAGCAUGUUAUUUUCUGCAGAUUGUCUAAGAGGCAGCGCAACUUGUAUGAGGACUUCAUAGCAAGCACAGAAACACAGACUACACUUAACAGCGGAAGCUUUUUUGGGAUGAUAAGUGUCAUAAUGCAACUGCGGAAAGUUUGUAACCAUCCUGAUCUCUUUGAAGGUCGGCCUAUUGUAAGUUCUUUUGAUAUGCCGGGAAUUGAUGUGCAGUUAAGUUCAAGAAUCUGCUCUCUGCUUUUGAAAAGUCCAUUUUCCAGAGUCGAUCUUGAGGCUAUGGGAUUCUUAUUCACCCAUCAUGAUUUUACUAUGACUGCGUGGGAAGGAGAUGAGAUCAAAGCUAUUUCAACGCCCUCAGAUUUGAUCAAGCAGCGCGUGGACUUGAAGGAUAAUCCAGAAGAAAUUCCUCUGAGUUUAGUAAACCGCAAAAAUCUGCAAGGGACAAAUAUUUUUGAAGAAAUCCGGAAGGCGGUCUUUGAGGAAAGGGUUAAAGAAUCGGAGGAUCGGGCAGCAGCCAUUGCAUGGUGGAAUUCUUUGAGAUGUCAGAGAAAGCCUACUUACUCUACAUCUUUGAGAAGUCUUUUAACCAUUAGGGGUCCUCUUGAUGAUAUACACCACCUUAAAGCUAAUCGUACAUCUUACAUGUAUUCCUCAAUGCUCGCUGACAUAGUUCUUUCACCGAUCGAGCGUUUUCAGAAGGUAAUUGAGCUAGUCGAAGCUUUCACGUUUGCGAUUCCAGCUGCACGAGUGUCUUCACCUGCUUGCUGGUGCAGCAAAAGUGACUCUCCAAUUUUUCUUAGUCCAUCGUACAGGGAGAAAGUUACAGAUCUUGUAUCACCUCUUCUGUCUCCGAUUAGACCCGCAAUCGUUAGGAGACAAGUAUAUUUUCCAGAUAGGCGGCUGAUACAGUUUGACUGUGGUAAGCUGCAGGAGCUUGCUAUGUUACUGAGAAAAUUAAAAUUUGGGGGUCACAGAGCAUUGAUAUUCACGCAAAUGACAAAGAUGCUUGACGUCUUGGAGGCUUUCAUCAAUUUAUACGGUUAUACCUACAUGCGUCUUGACGGUUCUACUCCACCAGAAGAGAGGCAGACAUUAAUGCAGCGGUUUAACACAAAUCCCAAGAUUUUUCUUUUUAUCUUGUCAACCCGAAGUGGGGGUGUUGGCAUAAACCUUGUUGGUGCAGACACGGUUAUCUUCUAUGACAGUGACUGGAAUCCCGCAAUGGAUCAACAAGCUCAAGAUCGCUGCCACAGGAUUGGUCAGACACGGGAAGUGCAUAUUUAUCGGUUGAUAAGUGAGAGCACCAUUGAAGAGAAUAUCUUGAAGAAAGCAAACCAGAAGCGUGCGCUUGAUAACCUAGUGAUUCAGAAUGGUGAAUAUAACACCGAGUUUUUCAAGAAGCUCGACCCAAUGGAAUUGUUCUCUGGGCAUAAGACUCUGGCCAGGAAGGAUGAAGAGGAAAAGAUCAAGAAUUGUGAGUCGGAGCUCCCUCUGUCAAAUGCUGAUGUCGAGGCUGCUUUAAAACAUGCAGAAGAUGAAGCAGAUUAUAUGGCUCUCAAAAGAGUAGAAGAAGAAGAAGCUGUGGACAAUCAAGAGUUUACAGAAGAACCUGUAGAGAGACCAGAAGACGAUGAGCUAGUUAAUGAGGAUGAUAUAAAGUCUGAUGAGCCUGCUGAUCAAGGUGUAGCUACAGCAGAGUCGACUAAAGAAGAAAUUUCAUUGUUACCUGCUGAUAACACGGAUGAGAGAGCUGACAUGAUUACUUUAAGCCAAGAAGAAGACAAUGAUGUACCAGAUGAUGUCAAGCAAAUGGCUGCAGCAGCCGCCGCUUCUGGACAAGCUAUCUCAUCCUUUGAGAACCAGCUGCGUCCUAUUGAUAGAUAUGCGAUUAGAUUUUUAGAGGUUUGGGACCCCGUCAUUGUUGAGGCUGCGAUUGAAAAUGAAGCGGGAUUUGAAGAGAAAGAAUGGGAACUUGACCACAUUGAGAAGUACAAGGAGGAAAUGGAAGCUGAAAUUGAUGAUGGUGAAGAGCCUCUUGUUUAUGAGAAAUGGGAUGCUGAUUUUGCAACCGAGGCAUACAGACAGCAAGUUGAAGUUUUAGCUCAGCACCAGUUGAUGGAAGAUCUAGAAAAUGAAGCUAGAGAGAGGGAAGCUGCAGAGGAGGCUGAAAGGCGUUUGGCACUGAACGAAAGUGCCCCUGUACUUAAACCUAAGAAGAAGAAAAAGGUGAAGAAAGCCAAAUAUAAAUCCCUGAAAAAAGGAUCACUGGGGUCCGAAUCAAAACAAGUGAAGCCAGUGGUGAAAGUUGAAGAUUCGACUGAUGAUGAGGAUGAAGAAUGCGGAUAUGUGAGUAGCAGCGAUUCAGACAUGGUCUCACCGCGUUUGCAGAAACGUAUAAAGGGCAAGAAAAGAGAAUUAGUCUUCGACACUGAUGAAGAGAAGAACUCAAAGAAGAAAGCAAAGAAGCAGAAGAAGUCUCUUUCACAUUCAGAUAUCAAAUGCAAGAGUCCGCAUGAGGAACUACUUCCAUCAAAGCCAUCUGACAGUAUGGCUGUUGAUAAUGAAUUGAAACCGGCAAACAGGGGUAAAACUCUAGGGAAAAAAUUCAUCACUUCUAUGCCAAUAAAGCGCGUCCUUAUGAUCAAGCCAGAGAAAUUGAAGAAAGGAAAUCUGUGGUCUAGAGACUGUGUUCCCUCACCUGAUUCUUGGUUGCCUCAGGAAGAUGCUGUAUUGUGUGCUAUGGUUCAUGAAUAUGGGUCUAACUGGAGUUUAGUUAGCGAGACUCUUUAUGGAAUGACUGCUGGUGGGGCAUACAGAGGAAGGCAUCGCCAUCCUGCAUAUUGUUGUGAGAGAUAUAGGGAGCUUAUGCAGCGACAUAUUUUGUCUGCUUCCGACAGUGUAGUGAACGAAAAGAACCUUAACGCGGGUUCUGGGAAGGCCCUCCUUAAAGUCACUGAGGAAAAUAUGCGGGCACUCCUAAAUGUUGCAGCUGAGCAGCCAGAUACGGAGAUGCUCCUUCAAAAACACUUUACUUGCUUGCUGUCUUCAAUUUGGAGGACGUCAACACGCUCUACAAACAAUCAAAUGCGCUCCUUAAAUAAUCCCAUAUUCAACAGACAGGUUAUGGGUUCUGCGAAUCACACUCAAGAAUUAGGUAGUAAACCUUUUCAGGGGAUGAAGAUCACCAGCUUGAGUAGCAAGUUGGUAGAAUCUGCUCUCCAGAACUCAAGCACGAGCCAGCCACCCGAUACUGUUUCUCGUUCUAGAUUACAGGAGGAUCAACCUGUCCAUAAAGUGGGAUUAGACCUAACCUUGGAAUUCCCACGUGGCAAUGAUGAUUCCACGACUCAUUUCCCACCCAUCAUAAAGCUAACUAUUGAUGGAUCAGAUUCAUUCAAUUAUGUGAAUGACCCUCCAAGUGGUGAUAAGCUCAAAGCAUCUCGGGUUGCUGCAGAGGACCGUUACAGGAAUGCUGCAAAUGCGUGUAUUGAAGAUACAUUUGGAUGGGCUUCAAACACGUUCCCCGCAUAUGAUCCGAAGUCAAGAAGUGGAGUGAAAGCACCGUCUUUGGGGAAGCACAAGCUAUCCGCCUCAGACACACCCAAGUCCUCAAAAAGCAAACAGCGAAAACUCUCAGCAGCAGAACAAUCGGAAGUGGCAUGGGUGAGACCAAAUGACCCUAAUCUCAAGUUCGAUUUUACACCUGCGGAUAGAGAAGAGGAGGAAGAGGAGAAGGAGGUUUCAGAAGAGAUAGAGAUGAUAGGUUGUUCACAUUGGUACGAUCCUUUGUUAACCUCAGGCCUUGAUGAUUGCUCAUUAGAGUCUGAACCGUCAGGAAUAGAGUAGUAGAGGCUUUGUAAAAGUAAAAACUGCAUGCAGACAAAAAUGCUGAUGAUUGUGGAUGACCCCAGCUUUGUAGGUUUUUUUUUGUUUCCAGAGAUCUUGAAAAUAUUGAAUCUCAAAUAUGAUUCUAUUCGGACUUGUUUACAAUCUAAAAAUUUAUACACUAUGAUUCGAACA